Laccaria bicolor S238N-H82 is the source of this 345-nucleotide messenger RNA. RefSeq lists its product as uncharacterized. The transcript has a single exon. The record is from RefSeq and is a predicted model, not a curated record. The coding region runs from base 1 to 201 and encodes 66 amino acids. Lineage: Eukaryota; Fungi; Basidiomycota; Agaricomycetes; Agaricales; Hydnangiaceae.
AUGCCCACGACUGUCUGUACAGUCUGGGGGAUGAAAUUACAUGGUCGUGGAAACCAUAGCCCGGCUUUGCCAUAUGUGGAAUCUCUUUCAGCUCUCCAAAUCAUGGUCCUUCUGCGAGGCAUAUACCAUGCCAAGAUACCAAGGCAGAUAAAAACCAGAAAACCCCCGGUCAACGACCCACAGCACAUGCUGAUCGUUUAGCAGCAAGUUGCGCAUGUCCCGCUCGUAGUGCGUAAAAACCAACUAGGCAAAUGUGGACGUAUCAAGGGGUUCGCAGUUUGAAGGGAAGGUGCCCAACCUCGAGAGGCCCGGUCUUCAGCACGUUUAUGUUCUUUUGGAAGUAAG